Molecule: messenger RNA, 1743 nt
Organism: Helobdella robusta
Lineage: Eukaryota; Metazoa; Annelida; Clitellata; Rhynchobdellida; Glossiphoniidae
Exons: 15
Coding region: 86-1183 (365 amino acids)
Biological process (GO): signal transduction
Cellular component (GO): cytoplasm
Source: RefSeq, a predicted model, not a curated record
CCUUCAUAAAAGGUAAUUUUAUUUAUUAUUUCGCAAUUGCGUUCUUUGUAUUUUGUUCCUAAAGCUGCAGGAAUCUGGAAAAAAAAUGGCUGCUGAGAAAUUGACUCCAGUUGAACUUGAGAGCAUUCGUCUGUUGGAUUGCAAGGCAAGAUCAAUCAGUAAUGACCAGAUAUUUGAUGUGGAGGAGAAUGUGAGGACAAAGUUUGGACCAGUGCAUGUAGUGAUGCAUGGAGACAGGAGGAACCCAGCCAUAUUGACCUACCAUGAUAUCGGUCUCAACAGCACCUCGUGCUUCCAAGGUUUCUUCAAUUACGUUGAGAUGCAGGUCAUCAUGAAGAACUUCUGCGUCUACCACGUCAAUGCCAUCGGCCAGGAAGAAAAUGCUCCAACUCUUCCUCAAGGGUUGGGCUUAACUGAUUCAGCCCCUUUGGCCACAGAAUACAUCUACCCGUCAAUGGAUGAACUGGCCAGCACACUGGUCACUGUGCUUGAUCAUUACAAUUUGAAGACAAUCAUUGGUUUUGGUGUGGGUGCAGGAGCUAACAUUCUAUCUAGAUUUGCUUUAUCGAGACCGGAACGUGUGGAGGCGCUGGUCCUGUUGAACGGCAAUGCGUCACAGGCAGGUUGGAUCGAGUGGGCGUAUCAGAAGUGGAAUGCCUGGUACCUUAAAAGCGGUAUGAUGACGGCCGGCGUGGAAGAGUACAUGAUCUGGCAUUGGUUUGGAAGUAAGACAGGUGACACAAGCCAAGACUUGGUGAACGUGUAUAUGGAAUACGUCAAGUCAAUCAAUCCCACCAAUCUCGGACACUUCAUAUCAUCCUACAUCAGACGUACAGACCUCGGCAUCACCAGAGAACUGGAUCACACUAAGAAGAACCAUGUGAAAAAUUUCUCGUGUCCAGUGAUGUUAGUAGCAGGGGACCACUCCCCCCACCUCGACGACACAAUCACUAUGAAUGGAAGACUCGAUCCUUCAAACUCCACUUGGAUGAAGUUCAAUUGCGGUGGCAUGAUAUUGGAGGAGGCACCAGGCAAGUUGUGUGAGGCACUCCGUCUCUUCCUUCAAGGACUCGGAUACGUUCCAGCACUGAGGCGCAAGUCGGAAGUGGAUCCUGCACCACAGAUCCCGAAGUUGAGCAGCCUCACCAGCCACCCACAACCAACCAACUUCGAAGUUUGUUGAAGGAUCGAUCGUCCAACACGGCUGACAUUCCCACAUCUCAUCAUCGUUUAACACUUUUCUACUUGUUUUGCACAUUGAACAUUUGACUAGUAACAUUUUUAUCCGUAUAUUUGAAUUUAUAUAGAUACACUCACACACACACACACAUAUAUAUAUAUAAAUAAUUUUCUGUUCACGUUUCUCACGUCAAAAUAUCAAUUAUGGCCAGUAAUGUUGUGACGAUAAAAGCACUACUGAUGUCUCGACAGCGAUGUCGUCUUAUCGUGUUAUGAUGAUUGCCGUCUGACAUUUUGUUAAUAAGUGUUGUGUUGAUUGUGGUGUUACGCCGAUGAUGUUGUGGAUACCACUACGGUGUUUGCCCUAGCAUCAUUGACAAUGUUAACUUAUUAAAAUAUUGAUCGCUUGUACAUUUAAUAACAUUGCCACGAAAUUGGAAUUACUUUUUGAUUGACUGCUAUUAAUUAUGCAAUGUUAACUGUGUACAUUCCUUACAAUUUGCACUUUUUAUAUUUGCAUCCAAUGUUCUAAAGAUUGGCAUCAUUUCUAACUUGUCAUCAUUG